Molecule: messenger RNA, 471 nt
Organism: Epithele typhae
Lineage: Eukaryota; Fungi; Basidiomycota; Agaricomycetes; Polyporales; Epitheliaceae
Exons: 3
Coding region: 1-471 (156 amino acids)
Source: RefSeq, a predicted model, not a curated record
AUGACCACCACAGCCAAUACACACGCUGGAACCAUGGACAUGCACGCUCUGUUCUCUAGAGACGCGCCCGGGGACGGCUCGGACGGGAACAAGCUCUCAAUGGGGACGCUCGUCGGCGUCGUGUUCGGCGCCCUCUUCCUCUUCGCUGUCCUCGUGAUGCUCGGCGUUGGGGUCUGGCGAAGACGUCAGCUCACCGCAUCCCCCUCUUCAUCUCCGGCGACCCCACACCCGUCUUGCGCACGCUCGAGGACGAAGUCCAUCGACAGCGACGAGAACCGCGCGGACGUCGCGAGCCACCGCGACUCUUCGGUGACCGGGAUCAGCCUCGUCGACGCCCCGAGCAAACCCUUCACUGCGAAGGCGUCCCUCGCGCAGGAUGCGCACUGGGAAGAGCCGCGUAUCCCGCUGCCCCGCGCCGUGGUGCUCCCGUGGAUGUCUCGGCGCAAGCCUGAGGUCUUGGGGAAGACGUGA